AAGAUACAAAAAUGGACUGCUCUCAUCCACCCACUCAAUAACUUAAUUUCUCAAAGUUUUUCAAGAAAAUUAAACAUCAUCUAGCUUUUAGCAGGAAGGAAAUGGCUGGUUCAGAAACACUGUCACUGGUCUCUAAAAUUCCAGUGCCUAAACUCGGGUCUCCAAAACCUGAAAGAUUAUGUCAAGUGAAGCAUAGGGUGUUCAUGAAUGGUAACAUAAAACCAUUUUCUUUGAAUCUUGGAAGAAAACAUGAAGGUAAGAGACCAAGAAAGCUGCAUGCUGGGUUUGCAGAGAUUGAGCCAGACCUUAAUGAAGAUCCUGUUGACCAGUUUAGGACUAAUGGCAUUGCCGCAGAAGAUUUUGUGUAUGGGAAGUAUGAUGAUCAUCAUACAUACUAUGAAGCUGAAGAUAUAAAAGGUGGUUUUUGGGAAACCCUCUCAGCAGAGUAUAAUUCGAUUGGACCACCAACUGGCUUUCAAGGUUUUAUAGCAUGGAUGUUUCUUCCUGCAAUUGCAGCAGGGAUGUAUUUCAAUGUUCCGGGAGAGUAUUUGUAUAUUGGAGCAGGUGUGUUCACAAUAAUCUUCUGCAUCAUUGAAAUGGACAAACCCAGUGAGGCACACAACUUUGAGCCACAGAUUUACAGCAUGGAGAGAGGGGCGAGGGAGAAGUUAAUAUCAGAUUACAACACCAUGGACAUCUGGGAUUUCAAUGAGAAGUAUGGAGACCUCUGGGAUUUCACUGUCACAACAACUGCAGAUGACAUCAUGAAGAGAUAGAUGAACCAAAUUAUAUGAUAUGAUAUGAUGAUGUUUCUUUGGAAAUUAAUGUAUGUAGCUCCAAGAAGUUGCAGAUGAUAUAUAUGAUGUUGGAGCAGUCAUAGCAAGGCUAUGAAGAAGAGUUCCAUGUUGAAAACAAUAUAAUAAUCUCACAAUUAUACCUAUAAAAUGUAGAAAAUCACAAGCUUUUCUUUUAUAUUUGUCAACCCAAACUUCAUUACAUUAUACUAAGUUUUUGAUGGGAGUGUAUGAUUGUAUGCUAA
Molecule: messenger RNA, 1039 nt
Organism: Ipomoea nil (Japanese morning glory)
Lineage: Eukaryota; Viridiplantae; Streptophyta; Magnoliopsida; Solanales; Convolvulaceae
Product: photosynthetic NDH subunit of subcomplex B 5, chloroplastic
Exons: 5
Coding region: 102-776 (224 amino acids)
Biological process (GO): response to oxidative stress
Cellular component (GO): chloroplast
Source: RefSeq, a predicted model, not a curated record